AUGGCUAUGACAGUGAUAUCCAUUGCUUUCUUCCUCCUCGUCCCCCUCUCAUCAUCGGCUGUACUUGCCGACAAUGAUAAUGCACAAAUCCCUAGCGAUAAAAGUCAACUAGCUCCAUGGUUCAGAAAUAGCAUCCAGAAGUACAAGCUCCGGAGGACGACGCUGGAUCCAGCCCUAGUGGAGGCGGAGGACAGCGUAAAAAUCAUCAAGGUGAGUAAAAGCGGUGGAGGAAACUUCAAUACGGUGAUGGCGGCAGUCAAUAGUGUUCCAGCCGGUAAUACACAACGCGUAAUUAUAUGGAUUGGAGGCGGAGUAUAUGAAGAGAAAAUCAAGAUCGAUAGGAAUAAGCCCUUUUUAACAUUCUACGGAUCACCAGAGGACAUGCCAAAGCUGUCAUUUGAUGGGACGGCAGCCAAGUUCGGGACAGUGGACAGCGCGACGCUAAUAGUGGAGUCGGAUUACUUCAUGGCGGUGAACAUAAUUGUCAUUAACUCGUCCCCAAGACCAGACGGAAAAAGAAAGGGAGCCCAGGCGGUGGCACUGAGGGUGUCGGGCGAUAAGGCCGCAUUUUACAACUGCAGGCUGAUCGGUUUUCAGGACACCCUAUGUGAUGAUAGGGGCAGGCAUUUCUUCCAUGAAUGCUACGUUGAAGGCACUGUGGACUACAUAUUUGGAAGUGGAAAAUCUUUGUAUUUGAGCACUGAGCUACAUACCAAAGGAGACGGCGGAUUUUCAGUGAUCACAGCGCAGGCAAGGAACCUUGAAUCGGAGGACAAUGGAUAUUCAUUCGUCCACUGCACCUUGUCAGGUACUGGCGGCAACACUUUCUUAGGGCGGGCAUGGAUGAGUAGACCGAGGGUGGUGUUUUCAUACACCUUCAUGAGUUCUGUUGUCAGUCCUUUAGGAUGGUCCGAUAACGUCCAACCUGAACGUGACUCAUUGGUUUUCUAUGGAGAAUACAAGUGUAUGGGACCAGCGGCAGACACAUCCAAACGACCCAAAUUCAGCAAGGAACUAGACGAUAAUGGAGCCACACCCUUCAUCACCCUCAACUACAUUGAUGCUUCAACGUGGUUGCUUCCUCCCCCAAGCCUUGCACUCCGUUGA
Messenger RNA from Vitis riparia (riverbank grape), 1107 nucleotides. RefSeq names its product putative pectinesterase 63. The record is from RefSeq and is a predicted model, not a curated record. The coding region runs from base 1 to 1107 and encodes 368 amino acids. Gene Ontology annotation, biological process: cell wall modification. NCBI's taxonomy places the organism in Eukaryota, Viridiplantae, Streptophyta, Magnoliopsida, Vitales, Vitaceae. Gene Ontology annotation, molecular function: pectinesterase activity. The transcript has 4 exons.